AUGAGCGAUUCAGACGAUAGGUAGAUUGAAGAUGAUGAUUUUGAAUAUAAAUAGAAGCAAAAUAAAGAUAGUAAAAAAGGAGCAGAUAUUAAAGCAGAAAAAAUAGAAAAUUAGCAUAUGGAUGAAAGAAUCGAACUAGAUUCUGAAGGCUAAUCAGAGGAAAUUUAGUCUUAAGAGGAAGAAGAUCAUCAGGACGAUAAACAAGAUGAUUCCUUAUAAAAUUCUAAUUAAAAUAAAGGAAAGAAUGCAGGUAGAUAAAAUUAUAAUCGCACUGAUGAAGAUGAGUAAGAUUAUGAAGCUAAAAACACAAAUAUUCCAGGUGCUUAUAAUCCAGCUGAUUAUGCUCAUCUUGAUGUUAGCAAUGAAAUUAAAGAACUCUUUAGAUACGUUUAAAGAUAUUAACCUGAAACUAAAGAACUAGAUGCCAAGCUUAAGCCUUUUAUUCCUGAUUAUUAUCCUGCUAUCGGUGAAGUCGAUGCUUAUAUAAAGAUGCCUAGACCAGAUAAGAAAGAUGAAAUACUUGGUUUAUAAAUUCUUGAUGAACCUUGCUUAAACCAAUCAAAUAAAGCUGUCGUUACAUUGAAAUAUGGUAAUUCAUCAAAAUAAAAGAUUGAUGGUAAAUUAGUUGCAAUUGAUGCCAUCUAAAACGCUGAAAAGAAUCCUAAGUAAAUAUAAAUGUGGAUAAAUAACGUAGCUGAAAUUCGUAAAACUAAACAACCCCAUAGUGUUUCCUAUACCAAACCUAUGCCUGAAAUAGAUGAGCUUAUGCAAGAAUGGCCUUAAGAAAUCGAAGAAAUCCUCUAACAUUUAAAAAUUCCUAGUGAAGAGCUUGAUUUUAAUUUAUCUGAUUUCUGUAAGCUCGCUUGUGCUAUUUUGGAUAUUCCAGUUCACGAUUAGCCAAAUGAGUCAAACGUCAUAGAAUCAUUACAUGUAUUAUUUACUCUCUACUCUGAGUUUAAAUCUAACUAGCACUUUUAGUAAAAUAAAAAUGAUGGUAAUUACGAUUAGAUGCAGCUCCAAAUUAAUUGA
Messenger RNA from Tetrahymena thermophila SB210, 1029 nucleotides. Its product is annotated as intraflagellar transport complex B protein 46 carboxy-terminal protein. The transcript has 6 exons. Lineage: Eukaryota; Ciliophora; Oligohymenophorea; Hymenostomatida; Tetrahymenidae. The record is from RefSeq and is a predicted model, not a curated record. Gene Ontology annotation, biological process: cilium assembly; intraciliary transport. Gene Ontology annotation, cellular component: intraciliary transport particle B; motile cilium; centrosome.